Molecule: messenger RNA, 4602 nt
Organism: Sphaerodactylus townsendi
Lineage: Eukaryota; Metazoa; Chordata; Lepidosauria; Squamata; Sphaerodactylidae
Gene: MUC6
Product: mucin 6, oligomeric mucus/gel-forming
Exons: 32
Coding region: 1-4602 (1533 amino acids)
Cellular component (GO): extracellular matrix
Molecular function (GO): protein binding
Source: RefSeq, a predicted model, not a curated record
AUGGAUUUCUAUUCAGAAAAUUCAAGAAGUCUGGAGAAUGUCAAUCAUCAAUCAGCUGCAAACAAGGGAUUUUGUUCCACCUGGGGCAAUGGACAUAUCUCAACUUUUGAUAAACACCUGUAUGAAUUCUCUGGGACUUGCAAUUAUAUAUUUGCCAGUGAGUGUGAUACAGUCUCCCCGGACUUCAACAUACAGUUCCGCCGUGAUAAGAAAAACAAAAUCACAAGAAUCAUAAUUGAGAUGGGAUCCACUGUUGUCAUGGUUGAAAAGGGUAUUGUGUCAAUUAAAGAUGUUGGCAUAAUCAGGCUGCCGUAUACCAGAAAUGGAAUUCAGAUUGCACCUUUUGGCCACAACGCUCAUCUGUCAGCCAAGCAGCAGGAGAUGGAGCUAGAGGUUUCUUGGAAUGAUGACUAUCUCAUGGUUUCGAUUGAGGAAAAAUACAUGGGUAGAACAUGUGGACUGUGUGGGAACUACGAUGGACAAGAACUAAAUGAGUUUCUGAGUGAAGGUCAACUGCUGGAGCCAUAUAAAUAUGCUGCCUUGCAAAAAAUGGAUGAUCCUACUGAGAUCUGCCCACUUGAGCAGAUGGCAGUCUCCAAUGUUCCUCACAAGAAAUAUGCCAGGAUCUGUGCCAACCUUCUAAACAAUGUGUCUUCAUCAUGCAAUGUCUCAAGGAAAGGGUUUGUCAUCCGUUGCCAACUCGAUAUGCAACACUGCAGAAAUCCAGGGCAGAUAAACUGUACUUGUGCUACCCUUUCAGAAUACUCCAGACAGUGUGCCAUGUCCCAUCAGAAAGUGUCUGACUGGAGGAGCAGUGACUUCUGCUCUCUAAAAAGAUGUCCAGCUAACCAAAUUUAUAGAGAGUGUGGUUCUCCCUGUCUGAAAACAUGUUCCAAUCCAGAGUACAGCUGUGCCAGCUACUGUACAUAUGGCUGUUUCUGUCCAGAAGGUACUGUUCUAGAUGAUAUUUCAAGAAACCGAACAUGUGUUCCUAUUGAGCAGUGCCCAUGUACUUUGAAUGGUGAAAAAUAUUAUCCUGGUGAUGUUAUGAAAGCACCAUGUAGAACCUGUAAAUGUGAAACGGGCCAGUGGAGCUGCAGAGAACUUCCAUGUCCAGGCACAUGUUCCUUAGAAGGAGGUUCAUUUGUCACCACUUUUGACUCUAGGCCAUACCGUUUCCAUGGAGUAUGCACCUAUAUUCUUAUGAAGAGUCCAAUGUUGCCAAACAAUGGAACCUUGAUGGCUAUAUAUAAAAAAUCUGGAUAUUCCAGUUCUGAGACAUCACUAAAUGCUAUCAUUUAUGUCUCUUCACAAGACAAAAUUGUAAUUUCCCAAAAUCAAAUCUUAGCUAGUGAGGAUGAACUUAAGUGGUUGCCUUAUAAAUCUGGGGACAUCACGAUCUUCAGACAAUCAUCUACUCACAUUUACAUGUACACGGAAUUUGGGCUAGAGCUGAUCAUUCAAAUUCUGCCAGUGUUACAAGUUUAUAUUAAAGUUGGACCUCAGUUCAAAGGCAAAACUCAAGGAUUGUGUGGUAACUACAACGGAGAAACUUCAGAUGAUUUCUUAACCAGCAUGGACAUUGUUGAAGGAACAGCACCUCUCUUUGUGGAUUCCUGGAGAGCAGGGAAUUGUCACCCUGCCUUAGAAAGGGAUACAGAUCCUUGUUCUAUGAGUCAAUUGAACAAAAUGUGUGCUGAAACUCACUGCUCCAUUCUUUUAAAGAAGGGAUCAUUAUUUGAGAAGUGUCAUCUGGCGGUGAAUCCUGUUCCAUUUUAUAAGAGAUGUGUAUACCAAGCCUGCAACUAUGAGGAGACCUUUCCUUAUAUUUGUUCUGCACUGGGAUCAUAUGCACGAGCGUGUGCUUCCAUGGGACUGAUUCUCAAGAACUGGAGAAGCAGCAUAGACAACUGUACUAUCUCUUGUACUGGAAAUCAAACAUUCAGCUACAACACUCAGUCCUGUGACCGGACAUGCUUGUCUCUCUCCAAUCGAGAUUUAGAAUGCCACUCCACUGACAUCCCUAUAGAUGGCUGCAAUUGUCCAAAAGGGACCUACCUGAAUCACAAAAAUAAAUGUGUGCGUAAAUCUCAGUGCCCUUGCCACUUGGAAGACAGACAGAUCAUUGAGGCUGAUCAGUCAGUCAUUAUUGGUGGAAUUACCUGCUACUGUAUCAAUGGGAAUCUGAGUUGUACUGGCAAAGCUAUAAACCCUGCAGAAAACUGCAGGCCACCCAAAAAUUAUAUAUCAUGCUUAGCAACCUCAGGAAACAAAUAUGGAGCUGCCUGUGCACCAACAUGCCAGAUGCUGGCUACUGGAACAGAAUGUGUUCCCAUCAGAUGUGAAUCAGGCUGUGUUUGUGCUGAUGGGCUAUAUGAAAAACUAGAUGGUACGUGUGUGCCAGCUGAUGAAUGCCCUUGUGAAUAUGGUGGCAUUUCUUAUGCAAAAGGGGAGGAAAUUCACACAGAAUGCAAAACCUGCACCUGCACAAGAGGAAAAUGGAAAUGCUUCCAGAAAUCUAAGUGCUCCUCAACAUGCAGCCUCCAUGGGGAAGGUCAUAUCACCACAUUUGAUGGACAACGCUUUGUUUUUGAUGGCAACUGUGAAUACAUACUAGCUAUGGAUGGUUGUGGCAUGAGUGGAUCAAACCAUACUUUUAAAAUGGUGACCGAGAAUGUCAUCUGUGGGAAUACAGGGGUUACAUGUUCCAGAUCCAUCAAGGUCCACAUAGGGGACAUGAUGAUGAUUUUGGCAGACAGAACUUACACUGUCUCUGGUGUGAAUCCACUGAUAAAAUACUUUGUAAAAGAGAACAGCCUCCACUUCAUCAUUGACAUCAUAAUCCCUGGCAAGUACAAUAUAGUCCUCAUCUGGAACAGGCACAUGAACAUAUUCAUCAAAAUCUUCAGAGAAGCACAGGAUCUCCUCUGUGGUUUAUGUGGCAAUUACAAUGGUAAUAUAAGAGAUGACUUUGAAACCCGAAGUAAAUAUGUGGCCUCAAAUGAACUGGAAUUUGUGAAUUCCUGGAAAGAGAAUCCUGUCUGUGGGGAUGUGUUCUUUGUGGUUGAUCCAUGUAGCAAGAAUCCCUAUCGCAAAGCAUGGGCAGAAAAGAAGUGCUCUAUCAUCAACAGUAAAGUAUUUGCUGCCUGCCACAGCAAGGUAUACCGCAUGCCUUAUUAUGAAAAUUGCGUCCGGGAUUCAUGUGGAUGUGACACUGGAGGAGACUGUGAAUGCAUGUGUGAUGCCAUUGCAGUGUACGCAAAAGCUUGCUUAGAUGUUGGUGUCUGCGUCGACUGGAGAGCCCCAGAAUUCUGUCCUGUCUACUGUGAUUAUUUCAACACCCACCAGAAAAUCGGCAUGCAGGGCACCUAUUAUAAUUAUAUUGAUGAACUGAAUUGUACCUGGCAUUACCGUCCCUGUAACUGUCCAUUACAAUUACAAAGCUAUAAAUACGCCAAUGUUGAAGGCUGUUACAACUGUUCACAAAAUGAAUACUAUGAUCAUCAAACCCAGUCCUGCGUGCCCUGUGCUCCUUCAACCACUCCACCACCAAGCACAACAGCUCCCACAACUACAUUACCAGUAACAACAGGAAUUUCAUCGCCAAGAACAAAACCACACUCAACCAAAACAACAAAAACACAACAAACGACACCAUACCCACAUACAAUCAGAACAGCCACACAGACAUACACCACACCGAAAACAGCCCCAAAAGACCUCACCACAACCAGAAAACCAACUUACACCACAAAAUUACAAAUAUCAUCCACAACGAUAAGCACACCAAGCCCAAUACCCACUAAACCACCAAGCACAUCCCAAAAACCACAACACAUAACAAAGACAACAAUACGUGGGACUACUCAAACCACAACUUCCAUGUCCACAUCCACCAAUACGCCGCUCGAGCAGUGUCCCUUCCAUCCCAGAAGGCGACUCUGCCCCAGCACCCGGACCUCUAAGUUGCUGGUGCUCCGCUCUCCUUGGCUGCUCCGCAAAUCUUUGCUGCCCCCUCCUAACCGGAACUUGUAUCCUAUUGCAGCCACCACUUCUCCAACGACCACAGCUCCUAGCAGCACCACGCGCACGUCACCGACCUCAUCUUCGGCCACGACAUCAAGUACCACCACGUCAACGGAGUCUGCCACCACCAGCACAACAAGAACCAGUCCCACGGCGCCCAGCAGCCCUGUCCCCACACACUCCACCACUGCGCCGCCCACCACGCAAACAACCCCCACCCCACCAACCUCCCCCACCGCGCCUUCCACUACAUCCACCAGCAUUAGUACAGCCACUUCCACAAGCACAAUGCCGCCCAGCACGUCCCCAAGAAGCCCACAUCCCACCACGAGGACCACAGUCCCACCGACUACCCCCACCCCAACCUCCACGUCCACUUCCACCAGCAUGCCGGUGAGCACGCCCACCAGUACCACGCCCACAACCGCCACCCCCCGCACUACCAAAUUGCCUACGACACACACCACGUCGACCUCUUCUACCACCACCAUCAAAGGCAGUACUGUUUAUGAGUGUGACAGAACACUUGCAUUUAUCUAUAGGUGUGGUCGUCAUUUUGAAUUGCUAGACAACUAA